This is a messenger RNA of Orbicella faveolata, 1253 nucleotides long. RefSeq names its product beclin 1-associated autophagy-related key regulator-like. Gene Ontology annotation, biological process: autophagosome membrane docking; mitophagy; autophagosome assembly. Gene Ontology annotation, cellular component: extrinsic component of omegasome membrane; phosphatidylinositol 3-kinase complex, class III; autophagosome. NCBI's taxonomy places the organism in Eukaryota, Metazoa, Cnidaria, Anthozoa, Scleractinia, Merulinidae. The record is from RefSeq and is a predicted model, not a curated record. Gene Ontology annotation, molecular function: protein-membrane adaptor activity; phosphatidylinositol 3-kinase regulator activity.
GGCGGGACACUUUGAUCUCACUGUGAUUUUGAACUUUUAUUCUUGCAGCAUCGGAUGAAGAAAUCUCGGUGAAAAAUCCGGCCUUUAUGAUGACGGCCGCUCUAACACACGCUUGUCAAAUGGUCGAACUCAUGGCGUAUUACUUGGACGUGAAUUUACCGAAAAGAAUAAACUACAGUGAAUUUUGUCAAUACGAUCUCAGUAAAAGAGACUUUAGAAGCGCUGUAGAUCGAUUAAACGCGAACGUGUUACACUUAUGUUUCACCCAGCAUGUGGAACCGUCACUGCUUCGUCCCAGAAGAACAUUACACAACCUGUACACUUGUGUGAAUUCUCUUCAUCUUGGACGGGGAGGCCCAUUUGAGUGUCAUCCCGAGCUGAUAUCGAUUAGCAACGAAAACGAUGGCAGCGAUGCCAGUGAUCAAACUGACCCGGCUUCGGAAGAAGCAAACAGCGAAUCGGACGCCGAAUGGGAAAACCUAUCUACGAACUUGGUUCACACGACAGAUGCUUCCACUCACCAAGGGUCUUUGUUGCACUCUACAUCACCAGAAGCCAGCCGGAAGGCAGACGAGCCCGCGACAGCUGCUAGCCUAGUUAGUUCAGCGGCUGCUUCCGUUGCCGCGCUUUGGCCGUGGAAAAAAUAACGUUUGUUUUGUGUUAGGUUUUAACUUGUUUUAGUCUAAGGGUUAGGUGGUUCCUACUCCAUCAGAUUCGGUGAUGGUAUCAAAAUAUAUAUUAAAAAAAUCAUUCUAAUCCCUCUGUACAACGCGAUUUUGAUUCUUGGUUUAUUCAUUGACGCAUGUUUUGACCCCGGGGGGACUCCUACAUAAAAGGGACGGGUGUGCUCGUCUUACCUUUUAAGGGAUUAAAAAGCGGGUUUGGUACCUUUUAGGGUGCUCAGCCGCAAAACGUCCACAGCGGAAGCGGUGCCCAGGUUAUUUAACUGGGCCGAAAAAAAUGUCAAGCCACGCCCACAAAACAGGAUCUUGGUACGUCUUAGGGGCUCUUUUCAACAUUUCCGACUUCGCAUCCCCGUCCUUUUUAUAUGGGAGUCCCCCCCACGGGGGUUUGGCCAUUUCCCUGGCUAUUCAUUGAGCAAAACAAGUGACUUUACUUUCGUAAACUAGAUUCUCUAUUACAGAAUGCAUGAAAUAUCAGGCAACGUGUUUUGAAUGCGAUGUCCCUCGUUAUUUAACUCAUCCUCGAUGUACCAAGUGCUGGAUGUCGAAAAUAAAAUAAAAGAAAACAUU